AUGAAAGGUUUGGUGUACUCUGGCCUCAAUCAAUGCGAGGUCCGCGACUGUGUAAUGCCGGCAAUUCAGUCCCCAACGGAUGCAAUUCUACGAAUGGAUCAUACAAGCAUAUGUGGGACGGACUUGCACAUCCUUAGGGGUAAUAUUCCUACGGUUGAACAAGGCAGGAUACUCGGCCAUGAAGGUGUUGGAACCAUUACAUCACUCGGGUCCGCAGUCGACUCCUUCUUUGUCGGUGAGACAGUUCUGAUCUCCUGCAUUUCCUCCUGUGGCACGUGCAGUGCAUGCAAAAGGGGUAUGAAUUCUCAUUGUGUAAGAGGGGGGUGGAUACUUGGGAAUGUCAUAGACGGAACCCAAGCAGAAUAUGUACGCAUCCCUCACGCAAACAACUCUCUCUAUAAAAUUCCAGGGAACAUCGAUCCUGGAGAAAUGGUGGUUCUGUCCGACUCUUUCCCAACCGGACUAGAGUGUGGAACACUCAACGCCAAUGUUCAACCGGGCAGUUCUGUCGCAAUUGUCGGGGCCGGCCCGGUAGGUAUUGCUGCAAUGCUCACAGCAAAGUUGUACUCCCCAUACCAGAUUGUUGUGAUUGAUAAAGAUGAAAAACGACUGGAGCUUGCUCAAAAGUUUGGUGCUGACAAAAUCAUCAACGUGCAAUCCUUCGAUGCCAUGGAGCAACUGGAUUCCGUUGUUGAUGGCCGAGGAUUUGAUUCCGUCAUUGAAGCAGUUGGUGCAUCGAAUACCUUUGACCUUUGUCAAAAACUAGUGGGCCCAGGGGGAUCACUGGCAAAUAUUGGUGUUCAUGGCAAGCAGGCAACCCUUGAUCUUGACAAACUCUGGGAUCGCAAUAUCAAUAUAAAAACUCGAUUAGUAGACACCGUCACCAUUUCCACUCUUUUGAAGCUUUUCCAAUCUGGUCGUCUCUCGCCAUCGUUGGUUACGCACCGUAAAUUACCCAUUUUCAAAUAUUUUGGAAGCUUAUCAAGCCUUUCAAUCGGCAUCAAAACAAGGUAUUUUGAAAUUAGAUGUAUAUUUUUGACGUUAAAUGUCGGCAACUUAGUUUCGGACAUUAUUGCGUUGGCAUUAAUCGGAAUGAUCAGUUCGUAUCCAAUCAACCUACGCCUCGGUAUUUGA
Penicillium subrubescens is the source of this 1134-nucleotide messenger RNA. Its product is annotated as zinc-dependent alcohol dehydrogenase family protein. The transcript has 3 exons. Gene Ontology annotation, molecular function: oxidoreductase activity; zinc ion binding. The record is from RefSeq and is a predicted model, not a curated record. Bases 1 to 1134 code for a protein of 377 amino acids. Lineage: Eukaryota; Fungi; Ascomycota; Eurotiomycetes; Eurotiales; Aspergillaceae.